Messenger RNA from Daphnia pulicaria, 2592 nucleotides. RefSeq names its product C-terminal-binding protein-like (gene CtBP). The record is from RefSeq and is a predicted model, not a curated record. Gene Ontology annotation, molecular function: NAD binding; transcription corepressor activity; oxidoreductase activity, acting on the CH-OH group of donors, NAD or NADP as acceptor. Bases 479 to 1912 code for a protein of 477 amino acids. The transcript has 10 exons. Lineage: Eukaryota; Metazoa; Arthropoda; Branchiopoda; Diplostraca; Daphniidae.
GAGCGUCUGCCUCCCACCCUCCCACUUUUUCUGAGGUGGCGGUCUGUCGAUUUGAGUCGGUCAUAGAAGACUGUGGCGCGUUGUGUAAGCUUGAAUAUUGCUCUUGUAAAGUUUGCCAAGGAUUUUUCAUCCACAUCUUCCCAGAAGCAGUACAACACGAGAGUCAGACCAAACCCUCUGCUCAAUGCCUUGAGUACGCGCUCAGUGCUUUGCAGUGUUGUAGCGAGAGAACUCCACGCCGACAGCCAUUCUUCGAUUAUCUCUCUCUGUGUACAGUGUGUUGUGUGUCUCACUCAUCUAUAAAACGUUGUGUGCGUCUUGUUCUUCUUCCGCGUGGUGUUUCAGCCAUUAAAGACAUUCAAGUGUUUGUCGAGGCGGGAUUUGAACUUUUAGACGAAUAAACAAAUUUUGAAAAAUUUCGCUGCGUCUGGCCGGCUCGUCUUUCGGGGUAGGUGCUGCUGCUGCUGCUCCUGUCGACAUGGACAAGCGCAAGCUGAUGCCCAAACGGCAGCGGCUGGAUGGUGCCGUCAGGACAGGACCACUUAACGGACCCCUUCAUAGCCGGCCGUUGGUGGCGCUACUGGAUGGCCGGGAUUGUUCCAUCGAGAUGCCAAUACUCAAAGAUGUUGCUACAGUGGCCUUUUGUGACGCCCAAAGUACUUCCGAAAUCCAUGAAAAGGUUUUGAAUGAAGCUGUUGGAGCUCUUAUGUGGCACACCAUCACGUUGACCAAAGAAGAUCUGGAGAAGUUCAAGGCGCUACGAAUAAUUGUUCGUAUUGGCAGUGGUGUUGAUAAUAUCGAUGUUAAAGCUGCCGGCGAAUUGGGAAUUGCUGUUUGUAACGUGCCCGGUUAUGGUGUGGAAGAAGUGGCCGAUUCAACGCUAUGUUUGAUCCUGAAUCUCUAUCGACGUACCUACUGGCUAGCUAAUAUGGUUCGUGAAGGCAAGAAAUUUACUGGACCCGAACAGGUGCGCGAAGCUGCUCAAGGAUGCGCCAGAAUCAGAGGCGAUACACUCGGCAUCGUCGGAUUAGGUCGGAUCGGAUCAGCUGUAGCCUUGCGGGCUAAAGCCUUUGGUUUCAACGUCAUCUUUUAUGACCCUUAUCUUCCUGACGGUAUCGAACGCUCUUUGGGACUGACCCGGGUCUACACCCUACAGGAUUUGCUUUUCCAAUCAGAUUGUGUGUCUCUCCAUUGCACCCUGAAUGAGCACAACCACCAUUUGAUCAAUGAAUACACCAUCAAACAGAUGAGACCAGGCGCCUUUUUAGUCAACACGGCUCGAGGUGGCCUCGUUGACGAAUCGGCUUUAGCUCAGGCUCUUAAAGACGGACGCAUUCGAGCGGCCGCUCUCGAUGUUCACGAAAAUGAACCCUACAACGUGUUCCAAGGUCCUUUGAAAGAAGUUCCCAAUUUGAUUUGCACUCCACACGCCGCUUUCUACUCGGACGUGGCCUCGACCGAACUCCGGGAAAUGGCAGCAGGGGAAAUCCGCCGGGCUAUCGUUGGUCGCAUCCCCGAUUCUUUGCGUAACUGCGUCAACAAGGAAUAUUUCCUCGGAUCAGGACCCGCAUCAUCUGCCUAUGAAUCUUCGGGUGCUCCUGGGAGCGGACCCGGAGGUCUUCCCUCUCUUCCGGCUGGAUUGAAUGGUGGUUAUUAUGGUGCCCUUCCAGGCGUACCUGUUCAACCGGCCCAUAGUUCCGCUCCGGUUGGUCUGCUUGGUCCUGGUGGACCCAUGAGCAGUUUAGUUGGCGCUCCGGAUGUAGGUGGGCCUGGUGGCUUAAACGAUCGUGAUCGAGAGAGGGGGCCAAGUGUGGCUCACGACGCAUCCACUCACCGCAUGGAUUCAGCGUCAUCAGCCAAUUCAGCCACGGCUCUUCAGCAUCCGGAUCGGAUCAAAUCUCCGCCUUCGUGAAGGUCCCUUGUUCCCUUGAUCCCUCCACUUUUACUCAAUGGACGCCAAGUACAAAAUUUAAAAAGAGACUCUGAGGAGAGCCUGUGAAUUACUAUAUCGUGGCCGUCAUUAAUCCAAAAACAGAAAAAGUUUAAAACAAUGUGUGUCAGUGGAGAAUUGGUCAUCGUCGUUCCGGGGGGCAACACAUCAGCCACUUGUGUUAAAUAGACGAUGACGAAUCUCCCGCCACCUUUCGUCUACGCCAUUGACAGAAUUUCUUCCAUUGGGAUACUUAGUGCAACUGUUUGUUUGUUUUUUUCCUCGCCGCACUCCAUCAUGUAGCCUCUCGAUAAAAGUGACGAUGGUCACCACAUCACGGCCAUUUUAAGUGUAUCGACCACUGUGUUAAUUUUUUUCCUUCAAGUCCUUUUGCUGAUCGUCCUCCAAACACAGACAACAUCGUAUCUUUAACUGUGUACAAUUUAACACGUUUCCCCAUCCCGUUCGCAUCAUGUUUUCUUUUUUGCCAUCCUUUCUUUCUCCCAUCCCCCCUCCCGUGUUGAUGUGACCACGCGGAUGUCCUAGGUUAAAAAUAUGGGUACUGCGCGUCCGUCUGGCUAUUAUACUCCUCAAUCAGGAUUUACACGGAUUACAAAGAAACGAAAAAAUACAUGAACCAUUUGUACAUGGAUUACCUCUUA